Messenger RNA from Physeter macrocephalus (sperm whale), 2956 nucleotides. RefSeq names its product NACHT, LRR and PYD domains-containing protein 2. Gene Ontology annotation, cellular component: cytoplasm. Gene Ontology annotation, biological process: regulation of inflammatory response. The record is from RefSeq and is a predicted model, not a curated record. Bases 21 to 2747 code for a protein of 908 amino acids. The transcript is spliced from 7 exons. NCBI's taxonomy places the organism in Eukaryota, Metazoa, Chordata, Mammalia, Artiodactyla, Physeteridae.
AGAGGAGAGAGAGAAACACGAUGGAGAAAUUUUCUGUUUGGAAGGAUACACUUUGGCCAGGAGAUGAUGGUGGUUUCCACAACAUUACCCAGAGAAGCCCAAAGUUGAUAUCAUACUUGAAGCCCCAAACGUCCAUACAGUCAAUGCCGCUCACAGUGGUGCUGCAUGGUGCUGCCGGCGUCGGGAAAACCACAGUGGCAAAACAGCUAAUGCUGGACUGGACACAGGACGACCAGGCACAGACAUCCAGUUCCGCCUUCUAUCUCAGCUGCAAGGACCUCAGCCACAAGGGGGCGUGCACUUUUGCAGAGCUCGUAUCUGGGAGCAGGCCGGAUUUGCAGGAUGCUGUUCCAGGGAUCCUCACCCAAGCACGGAAAAUCCUGUUCAUCAUCGACGGCUUUGAUGAGCUGAGCGUCCCCUCGGGGGCACUCAUCCAUGACAUAUGUGGCGACUGGAAGAAGCAGAAGCCAGCGCCCGUCCUUCUGGGAAGUUUGCUGAAGAGAAAAAUGUUACCCAAGUCCACGUUAGUGAUCACCGCUCGACCGGGGGCCCUGAGGGAGCUCCGGCUCUUGGUUGAACAGCCACUCUUCCUAGAAAUCGAGGGGUUCUUGGAGCUGGACAGGAAGGCAUAUUUCUUGAAACACUUUGCAGAGGAGACUCAAGCCCUGCGAGCUUUUGACUUGAUGAGGAAGAACGCAGCUCUGUUCCACAUGGGCUCGGCGCCUGCUGUGUGCUGGAUUGUCUGCACGUGUCUGAAACGGCAGAUGGAGAAGGGGGAAGACCCUGCCUCGACCUGCCAGACCACCACGUCCCUGUUCCUGCGUUUCCUCUGCAGCCAGUUCACAGCAGCUCGCAGCAGCUGGCCCAGUGAUUGUCUCCAGGCUCCGGUGAAGUCUGUGUGCCUCUUGGCUGCUGAGGGCAUAUGGACGCAGACGUCUGUGUUUGAUGGAGAAGACCUCAGGAGACUUGGGGUAAAGGAGUCUGCCCUCUGUCCUUUCCUGGACAAGAACAUUCUCCAGAAGAGCAAAGACUGUGAGGGCUGCUACUCUUUCAUCCACCUCAGCGUCCAGCAGUUUCUUGCCGCCAUGUUCUAUGUCUUGGAGACAGAGGAGGAGGAAGAGGAUGUGGGUGGCCACAGGUGCCACAUUGGGGAUAUGAAGAAGCUGCUGUCCAAGGAAGGAAGACUAAAGAACCCCAGCCUGACCCAGGUGGGCUACUUCUUAUUUGGCCUCUCCAACGAAGAAAGGGCCGUGGAGCUGGAGACAACUUUUGGCUGUCUAGUAUCGAUGGAGGUCAAGCAGCAGUUACUGAAAUGCAGAUUAGUGCCCCAUGGGAAGAAACCCUUCUCAACCAUGGACACGAAGGAGAUUUUGUAUUGUCUUUAUGAAUCUCAGGAGGAGGAGCUGGUGGAGGAUGCCAUGGCCCCCGUCACGGAGAUUUCUAUCCACUUGACAAAUACAUCUGAAAUGAUGCAGUCUUCUUUCUGCCUUAAACAUUGUCAAAACCUGCAGAAAAUUUCACUGCGGGUAGGAAAGAGGAUAUUCCUGGAGAAUGAUACCACGUUGAAAUCAGAUGCUCAGGUUGAGAGGUCACAGCACGACCAUCAUUCUCUUCAUCUCUGGGCAGAUCUCUGCUCUGUGUUCAGUUCAAACAAGAACCUGAACUUUCUGGAUGUGAGGGAAAGCUUUCUGAGUCACUCCUCAGUGAGGAUUCUUUGUGAGCAGAUAACCCAUGUCACCUGUCAUCUCCAGAAAGUCGUGAUUAAGAACGUCUCCCCUGCCGAUGCUUAUCGGGACUUCUGUCUGGCUUUCAUUGGUAAGAAGACUCUGACACACCUGGUUCUGGAAGGCAGCGUCCACAGUGAUGAGAUGCUUUUGCUGCUGUUGUGUGAGAUCCUGAAACAUCCAAGAUGUAAUCUGCAGUAUCUGAGGUUGGGUUCUUGUUCUGACACCCCUCAGCGGUGGGCUGAUUUCUGCUCGGCCCUCAAAAUCAACCAGUCCCUGAAAUGCCUGGAUCUCACAGCCAGUGAGUUUCCGGAUGAGGGUGUCAAGUUGCUGUGUUCGACUCUGAGACACCCAAGGUGGUGUUUCCUGCAGAAAUUGUCGUUGGAAAACUGUCACCUUACAGAAGCCUGUUGUAAGGAGCUGUCUUCUGCUUUGAUUGUCAACCAGAGGCUGACCCACCUGUGCUUGGGCAAAAACAACCUUGGCGUUGGCGGGGUGAAAAUUCUGUGUGAGGGCUUGAGUUACCCCGGAUGUCAACUACAGACGUUGGUGUUGUGUCAUUGCAACAUAAACAGACAUGGCUGCAAAUAUAUCUCAAAGCUUCUCCAAGGAGACUCCAGCCUAACAAACUUGGACCUGGGUUUCAAUCCCAUAGCCACUGGAUUGUGCUUUCUCUCUGAAGCUUUGAAGAAACCAAAUUGUAACCUGAAAUGUCUAGGGCUCUGGGGCUGUUCCAUCACCCCUUUCAAUUGCCAGGAUCUCGCGUCUGCUCUUAUUAGCAACCAGAGCCUGGAAACUCUGGACCUGGGCCAGAACGUCUUGGGGCAGAGCGGAAUAAUGAUGCUCCUUGAGGCUUUAAAACAGAAGAAUGGCCGCCUAAAGACACUCAGGUUGAAGAUAGACAAAUCUACCGUGGAAAUCCAGCAGCUGUUGAAGGAUGUGAAAGAAAGCAAUCCAGAAUUGACGAUUGAAUGCAAUAAUGCCAGAACAGCCAGGUCCUUAUGUUGUGACUUCCUUUCCUGAAGGAAGGUAACUCUCGCAUGUCCCCAAAGGGGGCCCGUGUGAUAUCUCUAAGACAUCUCAUUAAUGAAGAUCAGAACAUCAAAUGUUAAUUACUGGAUCAAAAUGUAGAAUUGGGCACUGGUUUUUCACUCUCUGGUUUCUGGUAAAUUCCACACAAGUCACAUGCCCACUUGGUGUUAAAAUGUUUUCUCUCACAAGGAUAAUAAAAA